ACUCUCUUGAGUGUGUGGAGAACUUCGAAGUGUUCUUGCCAGUGGAGAUAGCUUGACCGCCUCAUGGUUGGGUUCAUGCACAUCAAUCCGUUUUGCUGUCACAUUUCUUCUGGUGCACGGAAUGCUGUGAAUUUGUAAUGGAGCCCAUCGGAUUGUAUCCCAGCAUUGCCUGGUUCAAUAGCCUCGGAAUUGGUGAAGCAAUUGACGCGCUCCGGAAGUGCUGCCACAGUGCACAAUUUGCACAGCUUGUGGCGCAGGCAAGGCCAUUUGAGAACUACGUCGAUCUGGUACAGCACGCUCGGAAUGUGUGGCUGAAUCAGGUGGGCAUACCUGCCUGGUUGGAAGCAUUUGGCGGCCAUCCUCGGAUAGGGGACGUGAGCGGGUUGCGAGAGAAGUUUGGGGCUUCUGCAGAGUUUUCUGAGGGGGAGCAGGGUGCUGCUUUAGCGAGCGCAAACGAAAGCGUGUUACAGGAACUCGCUCUGUGGAAUAAGAACUACGAGGACAAGUUUGGUCAUGUUUUCCUCAUCUGUGCUUCUGGAAAAACAAGUGGGGAGGUGCUGGAAGCAGUCAAGGCUCGCUUCUCGAAUUGCCCUCAUGACGAGAUCCGUAUCGCAGCGGUAGAGCAGCAGAAGAUUACGGAACUUCGUCUUGAGAAGCUUCUGAAUUCGAACUCGGACGAAGCCACGCAGUCCUCCACAAGGACCUCCCUUGAAUCAACUCCAAUGGCUGCGCUUUCGCAUAGUGUUGACGAGUUGGCAACACGUGCGCCCUGGCCCCAACCUCAACGGGGGGCUAGCGAGACAGUCGGAAGUGGUUUGAAUAUGAGGGGGGGUGCUCAUGGCAGACUGGCACAGAUUGAGAAUCACUUGACUGCGGGGCGGGGCCCGGGGGGAGCUCUGGCCGAAGACCAGAGGGCGAAGCAUGGCGAGCCCACGGCAGCUAGCGGGUUUCCGGAUCACGAGCCACAUCGACUGUCGAUGCAGCCAACAGCAGCCGGAGCGGCCGGUCUGCGCUCGCCUAUCACCACGCAUGUCCUGGAUCUGUCUCACGGCAGACCGGCGAAGGGAGUGGCAGUCGACCUAGAGGGGCUGACGGGAGACACGUGGCAAUCUUUGGGAAAGGGGGCUACGGAUGCUGACGGCCGGGUGAUCGGCUUGUUGCCCGCUUCAGACCACGUUGCGGCGGGGAUGUACAAGCUGCGCUUCCAGACGGGAGCGUACCUCCAGAAUAUGACGAAAGCGGACAGGGGGGAUCCGGGUCGGGUGGGCGCAGACGGGGGCUUUUAUCCACAAGUGGAUAUCGUCUUUGAGGUAAAGCCGUCGCAGACACGCGAGCAUUUCCACGUGCCGCUCAUUCUUUCUCCUUACUCGUACACCACAUACAGGGGCAGUUAGCAAGGCUUCUACUGACAACGUUACCACGUUCGAAGUCUGAACUUUUAGUCGGUUUCUUUGAAGCAUUUUGCAGCUCGAUAAGACUUAGUGUACAGAUUUUUUCGAUGAAGAAAGACUGGAUAAAAGACAUCUUAUAGCAUUAGGUUAUCGCAAUCAAAGGGCAUGCUGUAUGUUACUUCCGCUUGAUACUCCUUGAACAUCAUUCGAUACUUCGCAAAACGCAUUUAUCUUGCUG
Klebsormidium nitens is the source of this 1629-nucleotide messenger RNA. NCBI's taxonomy places the organism in Eukaryota, Viridiplantae, Streptophyta, Klebsormidiophyceae, Klebsormidiales, Klebsormidiaceae. The record is from the annotation of a GenBank genome assembly.